Messenger RNA from Argentina anserina (silverweed cinquefoil), 4371 nucleotides. RefSeq lists its product as uncharacterized. The record is from RefSeq and is a predicted model, not a curated record. Gene Ontology annotation, molecular function: double-stranded DNA binding; zinc ion binding; hydrolase activity, acting on acid anhydrides, in phosphorus-containing anhydrides. Gene Ontology annotation, cellular component: nucleus. Gene Ontology annotation, biological process: DNA repair. NCBI's taxonomy places the organism in Eukaryota, Viridiplantae, Streptophyta, Magnoliopsida, Rosales, Rosaceae.
AUGAGAUUGCCCAAGGAAACUAAAAAAGAUGGUCCUUCCUUCUCCCCCCUCACAUUAUAUUCACCAACUGUAGAUUCCAUCAUCGGAGAGAGAAUCUCCUUCAAACUCGUCUGUAUCAUCAAAGAUUCAUCCCCUUAUAGCCAUGGCUCUAAUUCCAGAAUUAACAAGAAGAAGAAGAAGAGAGCCCAGAGCCAAGCCUCCCUCAUUCCUUGUAAGAAGCCGCGAAAGCCGACAACGGCGGCGGCGCUUCUCGAAUUGAAGCAUCUCGACGUCCCUCUCACCUCUCCGGCCACCGAUUCUCCGGUAAAUUUCAUCCGCCUCCAACCGGAUCGGCGUUACACCAUCGGCCGGAGCCCCCGCAUCUGUGAUUUCGUCCUCGCCGACCGCCGCGUCGGGAGCCGGCACUGCCAGGUUUUUUAUGAUUCUUUUCAUCGGAAAUUGUGUAUUGUUGAUGGAGUAUUGAAUUCGAUGCCUCAAUUUAGGAGCCAGAGUAGUGGUGGUGGAGUUAGGGCUUCGUUGAAUGGUGUGUUUGUGAAUGGGAUUAGGGUAAGGGGAGGUGAGGCGGUGGAGUUGACUGACGGAGACCAGGUCUCGUUUGGUUGUGCAAAUAUAAAUUGUUGUAGAAAUACGGUUAGGGUUGGAUUUGUGAUUCAUAAGAUUGAUUAUGAUUAUGAGGAUAUGUAUGUAUCAAAUAACUCACAGGGAUCUGUUGUUGUAUCAAAUCCUAAGGGAUGUAAGAGGAUUUUUGCUUCUAGGGUCGACGGUGAUUCGUCUUCCCUCAUGACAAGGGCAAGCUUUCUGUUGAGUGAGUGCAGGCGAAUUUUGCGGAGUGAUGACCCUAUAUCUUAUAUUAGGACACACUGUAGAUAUUCUUUUGGCAAUCGUUUUGUUAUGAAUAAUGUAGAUAUUCGAGCAUCUGGAGUAAACCGGAAAGGAUCAGUGCUAUGUGGAACUUCUGACACACGUGGCAAUGUGAAAAGAAAAGUGCAGUCGACUUCAGUGAUGCAUCACUGUAAAAGAGAAGGGGAUUUAAAAUCGAACAGCGAUUCAGCUAUUCUCUGUGUGGAAGGUGAUGCUUUAGAUCUGCAGGACAAUGAAGUGAAAGUUCCUUUUGACACUCAUGUUACUGAUGGAAAUCUUGAGACUUCAACUUUCGAAUUGAAAAGUAUGGAUAAUCUUGCUUGUGUUGGUGAUGCUGUUGAGGAUAAAACAUUCAGCAAGAAUGUUGGUUUACAACCAGGCAAGAACUUCUACCUGAAUUGCCUUGCGUUUCAGGACCAGAGCUCUUCAAGUCAUCAUUCUGUUAUUUCAUUGCCAGAGCUUCUUCAUCCUAUUCAAAGUAUAUCACAAAUAUUUAUUGCAACAUUCACAAGUGACAUUUUAUGGUUUUUGUCAGCCUGUGAAAUUCCCAGCCAUCUGCCAGUAACAGUUGCCUGCCAUAAUACAGAGAGAUGUUGGAGUUUAAGCACUGAAAAUAGAGCAUCUGCACCUUAUCCAGAAUUUCCAAACUUAGUUGUAGUGUAUCCUCCAUUUCCUGAGGCCAUGGCUUUUGGUGGAGACCUGAAAAGACAUGACAUUGGCUGCCAUCAUCCAAAAUUAUUUGUUUUACAGAGAGAUGAUAGCAUCCGUGUUAUCAUUACCUCUGCAAAUUUAGUGCCAACACAGUGGAAUGCAGUAACCAAUACUGUUUGGUGGCAAGAUUUCCCUCAAAGAAGCACUCCUGAUUAUCCAUCACUUUUUACUCAAUUUUCCGUCAGGGAAGUAAAUCAAGAAUCAAAAUCGGAUUUUGCUUCUUAUCUGGCUGGAUUUAUAGCAAUUUUACUGACCGACAUACCAAGUCAUGCCCAGUGGGUUAUUGAGUUGGCAAAGUAUGAUUUUGGAGGAGCAAUGGGACAUUUGGUUGCUCCUGUACCUGGAAUCCAUUCAUAUAAAACUCCCCACAUGAUGGAAUCCAGACACUCCAAAUGUGCUGAUCAUGGUCCAUCAGGGUCAUCUUGUUCAAAAUUCCUUGGAUCAGUUGAAACAUCUGCGGUUGGUAUAAGCUACCUCUUUCACAAUGCAACAGAUGCAAAUGGUGCAAAGCUGAAGACACUGUCUUCAUUUCUCAGGAAUUCUUGUGAAGGUAGAUAUUUAUCAAUUGUCUUGAUAAGAAACACAAAUAUACCUGCAGAUGCAAAUGCAGUGAGCAUUCAUAUUUCUUUUAAUCUUGCUUCAUAUAUUACAAAUUGUGUUCAACUUGGGUUUUUGCCCAGAAACAUUGCAAAUUGGGUCUCUCCACUCUGGGAUAUUGGGUUCUUUAGAUUCUCAGGUUAUGUCUGUCCUAAAGAAGCCCUUGGAGCAGCUUUGGGAGGAAACAACAAGAAUGUACGUCUGAUACUGCAUGCGUUACAGGGACCACAGUUUCAAAAUAUAACAAUGAUGAUGGAACCUCAACAUGUUACUGCAUUAUGCUCUUUGGUUGCAACAAUUGAAAGGUGUACAGGCCUCUGGCGUUUGCAGGAGGUUUUAGGUCAAUAUAAAUGGCCUGAAUCGCUUGACUCUGAGUUUGUGUAUGGUGCAUCUUCCAUUGGGUCAAUCAAUGCAAAAAUUUUAGCCGAAUUUUCAGCAGCUGCAGGAAAAGUCAUCAGUUUUGAUUCUGAGGAGUCUGAUCCAGAGUGGGGUUGUUGGAAUGCUCGUCAUGAAUCAAAAGAUCCAUCCAUUAGAAUCAUAUUUCCAACCAUUGAAAGAGUGAAGAAUGCACGUAGCGGAAUCUUUCCGUCAAAACGUGUUCUUUGCUUCUCUGAGAAAACAUGGGAAAUGUUGAGGACAGUAGAUAUACUUCAUGAUGCAAUUCCUCAUCCCUAUGAUAGAGUAGGAUACCCAAUGCAUACCAAGGUGGCACGAAGACGGUUCCAGUCUAGGACAGAUGCAUCUUCGUCUGGCUGGAUAUAUUGUGGGUCACAUAACUUCAGUGCGGCUGCCUGGGGACGAUCAAUUACUACUCCAUAUAGUUUUAAAUCGAACGGAACAGAGAAUACCAGUUCUUCUCGAUCGAUGCUUCAUAUAUGCAAUUAUGAACUUGGGAUCAUUUUUACCUUCCCCAAAGCAGAGACAGACGGGAAUAGUGCCAAUCCGAAUAGGACAAAUUUGGAUGAUAUUGUAUUGCCAUUUGUGGUGCCUGCUCCAAAAUACAAGCGAGGGGACAGGCCAGCUACAAGGCUGGCUAUGUGGCAAGCAUUAGCUGAACUUACUGAAAAAGAGAGAGAAACUAAAGAGGACGAGAUUGAGGUGGAAGCAAUGGAAGAGAUUCCAGAUGAAGAUGAAGUUGUUGAGGCAACUGAUUACGUUGCUGAAGAGAGAGAUGAGAAGGCUUACGCUGAUAUUCUCUGCAGCCAAUCAUCUCAGAGUUGUUGACGUCCUGUCUAAUAGUGAAAUGCUUGAUACUAGAAGCAGAAGAGUCAAAAAUCAAAUGUCUAUCUGCUUAUUUAUGAAGAUAGAAAGUGCAUCUCUCAGCAAGAUGUGUGCUACGCAGGAAUUAUUUUGUUUUGGAACUCUUCAGAUCAGUAGCAGGGGACACUGCACUGGGAAAUUUUCAGGUCUGGGAUUGCCUUGAGGUGAGUGAAUGUCCCCAUUUUAUGUGGAGAAUUGUCAACAAAAGUUUCUCAUUUGAGCAAAUGGAAUCUUUUAACAGAACGAGACAAGGUGCUUAAUGCCUACAACUACUCUGAAGUUGUUGGAACAUCCUAAGCAAAAAUGAGAGGAAUCAGAGAAUGUUCAGGCAGAUUGGGCAGUGAAGGAGCAAUUUAGUUGUUUCGCCUUUGAUUAAGAGCUGCUAGCCUGUUAUGGCCGGUCACGGGAAAAAUCGGUUGAAAAUGGUGCUACACUGCUACUGCUGCUUGUUAAAAAUGGUGCUACUGCUGCUUCUUGAAGUACUGGUAUCCCCUUUUCCCCUUUUCAUCACAUUGUAUGAGUUGACCGCUGAAGACAUUAGGUAAUAAUUUUAGGUUGCAUGCUGAACCAAACUUUCUAAUAGGCCCAAAUAUUUGUUUGGGUUUUAGACUUUAGAGGCUCAAAUUGAUAGUUAAGAAAGAGUUGGCGUAUCAAAUUGAAGCCAUCACACCGUCCAAUUACUUCUUCCCGAGUCAGCCGUCCUAUGCCGUUCUUCAAAACACUAUUUUGUAAUUUUCUGAUCAAAAGACAAAAGACACAGUUGUAGAAUGUUGAACAGAAAAACAGACACAUGCGAUGAGUACAAAACGCUGCGUUCUGAUUAGGCUAAAGUUUUGACUAUUGUUGGUUCUUGGCGUUGACGUGUCGUACUACUCUACACAAUACCUUUCGUCUCUCUUUCUUCUUCCUUUCUUUCCUUGCAGUUCAAGGUUCAAACUUCAA